Molecule: messenger RNA, 885 nt
Organism: Helobdella robusta
Lineage: Eukaryota; Metazoa; Annelida; Clitellata; Rhynchobdellida; Glossiphoniidae
Exons: 6
Source: RefSeq, a predicted model, not a curated record
GUCAUGGAAAGUUUUACUUUUUGGAAAAUAGUGAAGAAUGAAGAUUUAUUCUAUUGAAUGAAUUGUGCUGGUAUUUCUGGGCUCAGUUCAUUCAGUCAUCCUUGUUUGACUGGUCAACCAAUGUUUGUGGAUAAGGAAGAUGGCUUCUGAAGAAAGUAUUUAUCACCUCAUGAAAUGUCUUUGUUCUCAUCACUUUGUGAAAAAUAAAUUUCAAAUUGGUCUAACUCACCUUAUAAAAAAACAACUGUUGAAAUCUUAUGAAGUGCUGCUGGAGCAUGAGUCUAGACCUGAGUCGUUCACCAUCCUUGAGAAAUUAUACAGUUACAUUGAGAGGUUGAGGUCAACAAAUAAUUCACCAACCGCCACUAAACUCGACAUUGCCCUUCAAAAGUUGUUUCAUUUAGGCUUGGACGAUGGCCUGGUUAGAAAUCUCUUACAACUGUUACUAAUGCUGGCCAAUUCAUCAAAGAAACCUGCCAAGGAUGCGACAUUAUGUCACUUCCCAAUUUUGACUUUGAAUAAAUUUGAGACGACGCUAGAUGAAGGCUUCAAUGAAGACAGUCCAACGGGGAGUCUGAGGGGAGAGGAAGCUGAUGAUGGUGGAGGCAGACAGGAGAAGGAUGAAGAUGAUGACGUCUGGGAGCAUUUGCAUCUCAAGAAUCAACAGAUCAUCACAUAUUCGUCGUGGGAUUCAUCUAGGAAGUUCAUGAAGCCCUCUGAAUUGCCAUACAUAACAGAUCUCGUACCAUCAAUCCAUCCACCAGUGACAUCCCCGUUAUUGACAUCAUCCGACCUUCAACAUCCAUCCAUUCACCAAUCCAUCCAUCAAUCCAUCCUUUUGAAGUCCUUGUGUCAUGCCGCUUGUACGUCAAGUGCUUCCUUCAU